UAUCUCACUCUCUGUCGGAUAAUCACCAAUGAAGGUUACCGAACACGUCCUCUAUUCAUCCCAAACAACGAGAGAGAUCGCAUCACAAAACAAAUUGAUCCCCAACACAAGAAUAAUUAGUAAUUAUUAAUUACAUUAUUAAACAUCUAAAUAUACUUGAAUCAUCAUGCCCCCUUCUCCCGAAUUUAAAACGAGACCCUCCGACCCACCCAAAAUACCCAGUCGACGAAAAGACGACACCGUCGAGACAAUGGGGAACAAGGUUAUCAUCAUCCCCACAAUUAAAGAUGGACCCACGGCGCUAGGCGACAUGUGGGAUUGCAGAUCUUCCAGCGUUGUUGGAAACAUAUUUGCAAAACCGCUGGGGAUCGAACAUUUAGAAGCUCAUCCAAUUUCUUUGCUAAAGUACAAUCUGCAACGGGUCCAGAACGCGAGAGACUUUGUGGCCGAGAUGUUCGUCUCUGUCGAGUUGUCGUUGGAAUGUUCUGGGGGCUCGGUGAAGGUCAAGGGCGCCGCAUCGUUUGAAACGAAAGAGAGGCAGAAAUUUCACCAGGAAAGGCUUCUAUGCAAUUAUGACCUGACAACUUAUGAGGUCAGGUUACUCCCCAGGGCUACCACGGUCACGGGAAAUAAGGACAGAGACGUGAUGAGCUACCGUGUAAAAGAAUUACUGGAAGAUGGAUCACUGGUGGCAACCCACUACGUCCAGUCGAUCACUCUCGGCGGACGUGCCCAAGCUUCGAUCACCUAUUACGAAAAUAUCGACAAAUCCCACAUGCACUUGACCGGUUCUUUCGACGGUACAAUCAAAACCGGAGGAAUGACCGCCACCGCACGAGCAUCUCUGGAACUUUUAGACUCUGAAUUUUCCGAAUCCCACCGAACCGAAAUCAGCGUCACAGCUCAACCACGAAUAAAGUCAGCUCCGACCAGCGUCGAAGACAUGUUUUUAGAAGUGGAGAGAAUUGACAAGGUUAUCGAAAAUGAGAAGCAUUUCCCUCAACUGACUUACACGGAUCCGGACGAUGCGGAAAUUAAGAGAGAAAUCAUUGGAAUCCCGCUCCGUUUCAGACUCGUCCCCAUCAACAGGAUUGUAACCUUGAGUGGGGAAAAUGAUACGUACAAACAACUCAAGGAGGAAAUCUUGAACGAAUUUGCCGACAUGAUGCUGACCUUGGAUGAUUACAGUUUCCAAGAUUACUUGAAACAGCUGUUGCGUAAAGAAGUUCCCAGUAUCAUUCCAAUCUUGCAAGACGACGCGCACCCUCUGACGAGAGAGAUUGACGAACUAGCCAUAACUGUCAUGACUGACGCAAUGGCCCUCAAGAAAGACGCGAUUCUGCUCUUCAGCGACUUCAAAUACGGUUUGGUCACGGAGGUAGAAUUGUCCGACUUUCUGCUCCGAUACUCUAAGGAAUUUUUGAUCCAUCUUAUUGUCGCCAAAGUAUCGGACAUUGGACAACGGGGUAGGAUGGAACUUGCAACGAUACGAUCAGCUGAUGUAGUCCAUCUGGUGGAUGCGACAGGCAAGCCAUCUGUCAAUUUCUUUACUAACAAGGCCUCCUUGGACGAAUGGUACUUGGAAGAACGGAGUAUCAAACUGCUCCUUAAAUCUGGUCCGACGGCGACAGGAUCACCAAACGGUCUCUUUCAAUCGUUGUACCAAAUGAGUGGACCCCUUAAAAAGAUUGGAGUUCAAGUUGGCAUCGCGUUUCCCAGCAUUUCCUCUGAUUUUUCCCUCACUUUAAAAAUGCCUUUGACGGAGGUUAUUUUAACGUCCAACGAUGAGAUCACCUUUGCGACUGACUUAUUUAGAAUGGCGACAGAAACUGGAGGUGGCGAGGUUUUUUCCAAGUUCUUUUCCAUUAACUCAGAGCUCAGUUCACUUCAAAUCCCGCUGCGCGGCGCCAUUCUGGAAGAAUUUCCUACAUUCAUGACAAUCAUGCGUACAUAUCUCCCGGUUGGUGGGAACACCUUAAUUUGCGAGACGUACUGCCAUCUACUGGCGUCCUUGUCAUCCACCUUGGACACUUUUAAUUUCGUCUUCCCCCUCGAGGCCAUCCACAGGGGUGUCGAAAUGAUGGCGAAAUAUCGAAAAUUCCGCCGUCUAGUAGAAGAAACUGGUGUCAAACAUCGCUGGAUUUUUUCAAAAUUCAACGUUCUUGGAAAGUACUCAGCCCCGCUACUCUUCGUCUUUAAGGAUGACGUGCUCACAUCAAUCUGCUACGACUCUUUAGACGUGGCGACACUCAUUCAUUGCCUGAAAGAAAAGGAAGGCUUCAACUGGGAGCCAAUUUCGAUCGGUGAAGGCCGAAAAUCCAGCCUUUACGUCGAACAAUGGAAUUACUCGACGGAAAUCGUGCCGAAUUGCAUUCUCGAACAGAGCACUCACUUUAGCGAACCCCUCAAGCAUCACGAAUCGUUCCCGCCGAAUGAUGAUCCCACAUUAGCUCAAGCCUUGGACGUCCUGAGACCUCUCGCCCUUCAUAAGGAUAGAGAAGUGAUUAUAUGCAUAGCCAGAUUUGCCUUAAAGGGCUCAUUCUACCUAGAAUUAGAGCAAAUUUUGGUCAAACACAUGUCCUGGGCAGACAACGAGAUAAGCAAACCCAAUUUUGCCGACAUCGACUGGCCGGGGUUAUCAACCGAUGCAAUGACGCUCAUGCAGACUGGGGCACCACAUCUCGUCAUGACCUUUUCGGUUCUCGAACGGCUGAAGAAGUUGAUGGAACCUAAACCUGAAGAACCUGAAAAUCCUGAAGAACCCGAAAAUCCUGAAGAACCAGAAAAUCCUGAGGACCCCGAAAAUCCUCAUAAUCCCGUAAUGCACGAACAAAUCGACGCCCUGCUAGACUUCCUUACCAGAGAUCACGAAGAAGGCGACGCACUUACCUGGCUGCGUGACGCCGCGGACAAAAUUUCAAAAGACAUCUAUACCGAAUGGUUUGACAGAAAGGAGAAGCUCGUUCUCGUGUUUAAAGAAUUCCUGUUGAAUGAGAGCGCCGGCGCCGAAUAUUUCCAUCUCCUCCAACUUUCGCAAGUCGCCAAUCAAAUGUCAAUCGAGGGAUCGAUAUCAGCCAACCCGGUCCCACUGGCUCGCUCAUAUUGCGAUAUGGUAACCAUCCUAGACGACCUAUAUCCCAAUAUCGGUGAGAAGCUUGAAAACUAUUUGGAUCAGGGGCAGUUAUUCCAUAUUUUACGGGCCCUCGACUCCAUCACCGUUAACGCUUCACUCCACCAGUUGCACAAAGAGUUGGCCAUCGUAGAAUCGCUGCCUGCUCCACUCCAGACCAAAUCUGUUUUAGAAAAGAUGAUGCAUUUCGACCAAGAACAGGUCGAGUUGAUUUGGACGAACCCAAAAUUUCUUCACUUGGUGAGAACAUCGCUGUCAAACUCGGGAGUGGUGGACACGCUCUACGCACUGAUUGCACCUCACUCUGAAUCCGAUGGAGAUGGUGGCUUUCGUAUCCCGUUUUACGUACCGAAUGAUGUCGCGGAGAAGAUAAAACCACUUUUUGGGCGGAGUAUCAGCUCGUCUCCUUCAUUCCCUUGGGAAACUGAAUGGAACGGUGAUGUGGACAAAUUUUCAGCCCAGUUGGCUAUUUUCAUGGCAAAAUUGGCCAUCCCAGAUAGUUUUCAGUCGGUUUUCCAAGAGAAUCUGAUAACCACCAGUGGGAGCAACUUUGAAGAUACACUGUUACAAAAGAAGGUAUUAUUCUACUGGGACAAAGAUAGGAAGAUUUUUACUCAUAAUUGGACCCUGCUCACGGUGAAGAUUGCUCUUGCCAGGCUGACUGAGGUGAUUCCAUUGAACGUGGAAUUGUCGUUGUCACCACCAAAUACGGUCCGCCAAAACACCAGUUCAUACUCAAAACACGUCAUCGACACGGAUUAUUUAGAGGUGAUCGACAGAUGGCGCCCAUUCGUUAAUAAUGCCCAACUGCCCUUAACGUCGGGUCAGUCCUUCACCGCCAUUUCCAAAGUUGACCUGGCUCCACCCAAGAUAUCGUACGUCAAUCUGAAUCAAACAUCGACCAUAAUCCUCCCCUACAUUCUGGACCACUUGAAGAGUACCAACACCACGAUGACCACACCUGCCUUCCUCUCUAAUCUGAUUGACUAUCCAACACCUGGAUUUUAUCCGGGUCAGAUCAAUUUUGGUUCGGGAAUUCCAGAAAAAUCAAAUGGUCUCCUGUUCACUCGAGAUGAUUUAUUCACCGCCAUUUUGCAAACUAGUGAUCCCCUCGUUGUACAUCAAAUCUAUCAAAUUUUAUCGGAUGCGGGACACACCCUGCCACUAUUAAUACCGGACAUUUCACGACCUGAAGAAGGACAAACUGAAGAUAAUCGAUGGAUCUGGAUGCAUCCCGUCUUGAAAUAUAUCCUCGCACCAAGAAAUAUUACCGGAGAGUUGCCUUCCAUCACGAGAAAUCAAUUUUUCUCGUUUCCUUAUCGGUUUGUACUCACUCUUCGGGUCGAAGAUAGCGCUCCGUUGCCUGGAAGAAGUUCCCUAAUCAAUCGCUAUCUUCUCAAACAAGGGCACCAUUUCAGCUCUCUUGCUGACGCAGGAUCCAAAUUUGGUGUACCCUUAAGUCGCGCUUCUACCCUUGAAUUUAUUCCGCUGACAGAGCAAACAUGUGAACCCCGCUUUCUAACUCAGGUCCAAGAAAGGUCACAUUUUUCUUCAGAACCCGUCCUACUUGGGGUUCUUCACGGAAACGCGAUCCGUGUCCUGAACAAAGAACUGUUUGAUCACUUGCAUCCGCAUAUUUCUAGCGUUGUCGUCUUUUGGAAUGUCGUCAAUUGGAAAGCGCUCAAAGAGAAGAAAAAAAUGUUGUCGCAAAUUAUUGGGUCAAACUUAUCCGCUAACGUGUUGGAUGUUGUGCUCUAUCCAGAUCAGACAAUCGUGGAUAACAUUCGGGAUGAAAAUCUACUCCACAAAAUUCCUUUCGCAAGUAUCAACCCGGGUCUGAUUGAUGCCAUCAAUGCCGUAAAGUUGAAGAAGAUUAUGGGAGAAGCGAUCGAAUUCAUGGUACCAGAAAUACCGGAAACGGUAAGAAAGGACUCAAGUAUUGUUGUUAAAGAUGCAGAACCGCUUCGAACGGAAGAAUCGGCAGCAUUUCUUCAACUGAUUGAGGAACAUUCAAUCCGAAAAGUUAAGCGCGUCAUGCUCAAAAACGAACCUGAUGAUGAUUUAAAGAUCAAAAUCAUCGAAGCUUUCCUCGCCAUUUUAUAUCUUCCAAGAGUCCCGAGGGAAAUUGGACUUCAUCACGUCAUCUUCAAGUUGGACCACUUAAGCGAAACCGCAAGUUGGCAAAUUCGCCAAAAAAUUGAGGAAUUACGACACCAAAUUGUCCACGAUUCUUCAGUAAACAAACCACAACUUCGAGCCCAGGUGAAAGUUCAUUUGGAGAAAUUGGACGAAACAAUCCUCACCUUGUCGAACCUCUUCUACUCGACUGGACUUCAUAUCCUUGCGACAAACUCUAAUCCAGACAAAUUUUGUAAAUCUUUAUCCGAUUGCAUUUUAUCCUCCUUUCCGAUGCAAAUUGAGGACAUAUUCGACCCCGAGUUUGCUCCCCUCUUUAAAUCCGCAAUGGCCCUGAUACCCGAAAAUAUCCGUACUUUCACCAUUUCCGCUCUGGGCUUAAAAAAUUCAGGAAAAUCUACUCUGCUAAAUCGUCUCUUCGGCGGGCGCGGUUUUACUGAAUGGUCUUCCACCAUAGGAAUUGUGCUGAAAUUCAUUCCCUUAAAAGAUGACCAGCUUAGGACCGAGUUGGAUUGCGAUGCAUUCAUCGUUCUGGACGGGGAGGGGGUCGGUGACCCCGAAAAUGAGGGAGAAAUCGGUGGACAGAAUUUAGAACGAAAAUUGGCCACGAUGCUGCUAUCCUGUAGCGACCUUACGUUGAUAAAUGUAAAGGACGACGAGAUAGGCGGACUCUCAGACAUCAUGGAAUCCGCGUUGGUGUCAAUACUAAAUCGGGUCGGAAAUGGACCAGCGCCAAUCCAGAAACCAGACGUUCAAGUAAUCCAACAGCUAAACAAACUUGUUACUCAAGAUGAGAACAUUGUUCCCGAGUUUAUCCAAUCAUUGUCCUCCACGAUUGGUCAUUUAUCGCUAAAAUAUCUCCUCGAGUUAGGAAUACUUUCGUCCGAAUCGACCAGAUUGGUUCAAGUCCACUCAAAAUCGUUCCAAAAUAACCUGCUCACCACGAUCGCGAGAUUAGAUGAAAGCAAUGCAUCUUACUACAAAUCCAUUACAGAAUUAAGGUGUCAAAUCCAGGAAAAGUGUAUCCAAUCGAGAAACAAUAACCCAGGACGCGUUACCCUGCACGAAUGGGUGACAAACUCUGGUCAAAUCUGGAACAGCUAUACUUUAAAGGAGAUGGAAACCGUAACGUUGUCCGCGGAAGACGCCGCUUUCCAAGUGGGAACCUUCAAUGGAAUUAUGGACGUUAAUUUCGCCAUUUCCAAAGCUUUCGCUGCUCACGAGACUCGCCUCAUGUCCAACUUUAUUAAAGGAAUUGAUGAAAUAUUUAUCGACGAGGAAUACGUGCCAGGAUCUGACGCUAAGUUAGACAUCGUCCUUUUCACCGUUGCGAAGGAUUUAUUACAAGCAAUCAACACCUGCGAGAAGCCUGCUGACGACGCCAAGAAGAAGCGACGAAACCCACUCCGAGUCCGAUCCGGUGCGAUAAAUCCAAACUCUUGUGACGAAUGCAGAACUGCUUUCACUCUGCGGGAGGACUUAUUCCGUGAUAUCUUGGAGGAUACCAAGUCUUUCCUCAUCGUCGAGGAGGUCACUCGUCACACGGACAUGGCCAGAUUCAAGACAUACAAAAAAUUUGAACAAACCAUUUUCGCAAGGAUGAUCUUGCAGAAAAAAUCGGAACGAUUUGGACACGUCGUGAAGGAAUUGAUCAACCGAUUUCCAUCCGAACCAGAAUUCGUGUUUGAUCAAUUCAUCCAACACUUGUCAACCCUUCAGUUCAUUCCACGAGGGAAGGAAAUGUUCCACACGGAAGUGGACUUGGUCUAUCGAGCCUUGAAGGACCAAAUUGUCAAACAUCACGUUCCAAUAAUUGAUUUACUUGAAGAACCGGUGCUUCCUGACCUCGAGAAUGUCACAGUCUUUGAAGAGUCUCGUUUCUAUUCAGAGUCGACAGUCGUGCUCCCUGUCAAGGGUGGAAAUAUGUUAAGUUGGGAUCAAGCAAUUUGGCUCCAGAUAAAAUUAGAUGAACUUCCGGCUUCGAUUUCCACAGAGUUUGGAGAGCAACUUGUGCGGUACGAGUUUGGCAUGGUGGCCCGUUUUUAUGCCAGAAUUACAGAAAUUCUUGCCCUCCUGGGGGAGAAGAUGGGCGGCCGAAGAUCGAGCGACUUCCACAUCGAAUUUGUCUGGCUGGUACAUAGGAUUGGGAUUCAGCUCUUUAGUGGUUUUCUGGAUGAGAUGGAAACCAAAUGGAGGGGAAAGAAUGACAUUGUCCAUUUAAUGGAGGAGCAGAAAGAGGAAUUUCUGCAAAAUCCGGAUGAUUAUUUUGAGCCAAAUUCUGCCCCAGAGGGCAAGGAUUGAUAGUCAAGUUGCCAAACACUUUAAUUGAAUUUUGACGUAUAUAUAUUAUGAAAUAUUACUUAACACAUGUUAAAGCAUAUUCAUGCAUACAAAAAUUGCAUGUUAAGCUCUGCUUUGAAAAAUUUAGCAUUUUAAUGAAUACAUCAUGUCAGUAAUUAUGCACAGGUAUAUAAAUGUUAGUACCUAACUUGCAUAAAAUACAUAAUGCAAAUAGAUAUAUUUUAAAACAAACAAUCAAUUAAAAUCUUACAAGAACACGAGGGAUUAUUAGUGUUUAUUAUAAUUAGUUUAUGAAAAAUAAAAUAAUGAAAAGGGC
This is a messenger RNA of Folsomia candida, 7883 nucleotides long. RefSeq lists its product as uncharacterized. The record is from RefSeq and is a predicted model, not a curated record. The transcript has 3 exons. Gene Ontology annotation, molecular function: GTP binding. Lineage: Eukaryota; Metazoa; Arthropoda; Collembola; Entomobryomorpha; Isotomidae. The coding region runs from base 167 to 7567 and encodes 2466 amino acids.